AUGUCCCGGCCGCUGACAGACCAGGAGAAGAGGAAGCAGAUCAGCGUGCGCGGCCUGGCCGGCGUGGAGAACGUGACCGACCUGAAGAAGAACUUCAACCGGCACCUGCACUUCACGCUGGUCAAGGACCGCAAUGUGGCCACCCCCCGCGACUACUACUUCGCGCUGGCCCACACCGUGCGCGACCACCUGGUGGGCCGCUGGAUCCGCACGCAGCAGCACUACUAUGAGAAGGACCCCAAGAGGAUCUACUACCUGUCUCUGGAGUUCUACAUGGGCCGGACGCUGCAGAACACCAUGGUGAACCUGGCCUUGGAGAACGCCUGCGACGAGGCUGUUUACCAGCUGGGCCUGGACAUGGAGGAGCUGGAGGAGAUCGAGGAGGACGCCGGGCUGGGCAACGGGGGCUUGGGCCGGCUGGCAGCCUGCUUUCUGGACUCCAUGGCGACCCUGGGCCUGGCGGCCUACGGCUACGGGAUCCGCUACGAGUUUGGGAUUUUUAACCAGAAGAUCUGCGGGGGCUGGCAGAUGGAGGAGGCUGAUGACUGGCUUCGCUACGGCAACCCCUGGGAGAAGGCCCGUCCGGAGUUCACGCUGCCUGUGCACUUCUACGGCCGGGUGGAGCACUCCAGCCAGGGCGUCAAGUGGGUGGACACACAGGUGGUGCUGGCCAUGCCCUACGACACGCCGGUGCCCGGCUACCGCAACAACGUCGUCAACACCAUGCGCCUGUGGUCCGCCAAGGCCCCCAACGACUUCAACCUCAAGGACUUCAACAUCGGAGGCUACAUCCAGGCCGUCCUGGACCGCAACCUGGCUGAGAACAUCUCCCGUGUCCUGUACCCCAACGACAACUUCUUCGAGGGCAAGGAGCUGCGGCUGAAGCAGGAGUACUUCGUGGUGGCCGCCACCCUCCAGGACAUCAUCCGCCGCUUCAAGUCCUCCAAGUUCGGCUGCCGCGACCCCGUGCGCACCAGCUUCGACGCCUUCCCGGACAAGGUGGCCAUCCAGCUCAACGACACGCACCCCUCCCUGGCCAUCCCCGAGCUGAUGAGGAUCCUGGUGGACCUGGAGCACCUGGACUGGGACAAGGCCUGGGAGGUGACGGUGAAGACCUGCGCCUACACCAACCACACCGUGCUGCCCGAGGCGCUGGAGCGCUGGCCCGUGCACCUCUUGGAGACGCUGCUGCCGCGGCACCUGCAGAUCAUCUACGAGAUCAACCAGCGCUUCCUCAACCGGGUGGCGGCCGCCUUCCCGGGGGACGUGGACCGGCUGCGGCGCAUGUCCCUGGUGGAGGAGGGCGCGGUGAAGCGCAUCAACAUGGCGCACCUGUGCAUCACCGGGUCCCAUGCCGUCAACGGCGUGGCUCGCAUCCACUCCGAGAUCCUCAAGAAGACCAUCUUCAAGGACUUCUAUGAGCUGGAGCCUCAUAAGUUCCAGAACAAGACCAAUGGUAUCACCCCUCGGCGCUGGCUGGUUAUGUGUAACCCUGGGCUGGCAGAGGUCAUUGCUGAGCGCAUCGGGGAGGAUUACAUCUCAGACCUGGACCAGCUUCGCAAACUGCUCUCCUAUGUGGACGAUGAAGCCUUCAUCCGGGAUGUGGCCAAAGUGAAGCAGGAGAACAAGCUGAAGUUCUCGGCGUAUCUGGAGAACGAGUACAAACUCCGGAUCAACCCCAACUCGCUCUUCGACGUCCAGGUGAAGCGGAUCCAUGAAUACAAACGCCAGCUCCUCAACUGCCUGCACAUCAUCACCCUGUACAACCGCAUCAAGAAGGAACCCAACAAGUUCGUUGUGCCCCGCACGGUGAUGAUUGGAGGGAAGGCUGCCCCUGGGUACCACAUGGCCAAGAUGAUCAUCAAACUCAUCACGUCCAUCGGGGAUGUGGUCAACCAUGACCCGGUGGUGGGAGACCGGCUCCGCGUGAUCUUUCUGGAGAACUACAGGGUCUCGCUGGCCGAGAAAGUGAUCCCGGCCGCCGACCUCUCUGAGCAGAUCUCCACUGCGGGCACUGAGGCCUCAGGCACUGGCAACAUGAAGUUCAUGCUCAACGGGGCUCUGACCAUCGGCACUAUGGACGGGGCCAACGUGGAGAUGGCAGAAGAGGCGGGAGAGGAGAACUUCUUUAUCUUCGGCAUGCGGGAGGAGGACGUGGCCAAGCUUGACCAGAAGGGGUACAACGCCCAGGAGUACUACGACCGCAGCCCUGAGCUUCGCCAGGUCAUCGAACAGCUGAGCAGCGGCUUCUUCUCCCCCAAGCAGCCAGACCUGUUCAAGGACAUUGUCAACAUGCUCAUGCACCACGACCGGUUUAAAGUCUUUGCAGAUUAUGAGGACUACAUUAAAUGCCAGGAGAAAGUCAGUGCCCUGUACAAGAACCCGAGAGAGUGGACGCGGAUGGUGAUCCGGAACAUAGCCACCUCUGGCAAGUUCUCCAGCGACCGCACCAUUGCCCAGUACGCCCGGGAGAUCUGGGGCGUGGAACCCUCCCGCCAGCCCCUCCCGGCCCCCGAUGAUCUGGCCUGA
This is a messenger RNA of Pipistrellus nathusii (Nathusius's pipistrelle), 2529 nucleotides long. Lineage: Eukaryota; Metazoa; Chordata; Mammalia; Chiroptera; Vespertilionidae. The record is from the annotation of a GenBank genome assembly.